Messenger RNA from Pediculus humanus corporis (human body louse), 2694 nucleotides. RefSeq names its product Sarcosine dehydrogenase, putative. The record is from RefSeq and is a predicted model, not a curated record. Gene Ontology annotation, molecular function: protein binding; oxidoreductase activity. Gene Ontology annotation, cellular component: mitochondrion. The transcript is spliced from 11 exons. NCBI's taxonomy places the organism in Eukaryota, Metazoa, Arthropoda, Insecta, Psocodea, Pediculidae. Bases 1 to 2694 code for a protein of 897 amino acids.
AUGAUUUUCUCUGGGAUCAAUCGUUGCAAAAAAGCUAAUCACAUUUAUCCAAUUGAUAUACAUAAAAAAUGUUGCUCUUCCAAGAAAAGUUUUGAUUAUGUCAGAUUACCUGAGGAAGCAAGAGUUGUCAUAUGUGGCGGAGGAGUUUUAGGUUCUGCUGUUGCAUACCAUCUAUGCGAAUUAGGAUGGGGAGAGCACACUGUAAUUCUCGAAAAGGGAAUUUGUGCUAAAACAGCUGCAUGGAUAUCUUCCGGCUUAAUAGGUAGUUUCAAACCUAAAUUAUCUCAAGUAAGGCUAACGCAGGAAACGAUUCGUCAAUACAAAGACAUGGAGGCCAAGGGUCUAAAAACUGGUUGGAAACAAUGCGGGAGUCUAUGUUUGGCACGGACGAAAGAUAGGAUGACUGUUUUUCAAAGGAUGAAAGCAAAGGCCGUGUCCUGGAAUAUUGAAUGCGAAUUGAUAACUCCUGACGAGAUUAAAAAAAAAUGUCCUUUGCUUAAAACGGAUGAUUUAUAUGGAGGAUUAUUCAUACCCGGAGAUGGAGUAGCGGAUGCUCAUGAAAUUUGUAAAUCAUAUUUGGAAAGUGCAAAAAAAAAGGGUACUCAAGUGUUUGAAAAAACUUCAGUCACCAAAGUGAUUUGUGAGGAAGGAAGAGUGACUGGAGUCGAAACCAACAUCGGAACAAUAAAAUGUAAUUACUUUGUAAACUGCGGAGGAUUUUGGGCUCGAGAAGUUGGUAAAAUGAGCGAUCCCGUUGUCAAAGUUCCCAUACACGCUUGCGAACAUUACUACCUUCACACUAAGAAAAUUGAUAACCUGGAUCCCAUGACGCCAGCUGUCCGGGAUUUGGACGGUCAUAUUUAUUUCAGGGAAUAUCACGGAAAGCUUUUGUGCGGUGGUUUUGAACCCGAAGCCAAACCUGCUUUCGAAGAUGGAAUAUUGCCAGAAAUCCCCGAAAUGCGAGUUUUACCAGAAGAUUGGGAUCAAUUUCAUUUUUUACUUCAACAAAUGAUUCAUAGAGUGCCUACUUUGGAAAAAGCAAUGCUAGAAAAAUUAUGCAAUGUUCCUGAAUGUUUUUCUCCGGAUUGCAAAUGGAUAUUGGGAGAAGCUCCAGAAGUUCGAAAUUAUUUUGUGGCUUCGGGAAUGAAAGCUGUCGGUGUUUCGGCUGCGGGUGGCGUUGGUCGCGUCACCGCCGAUUGGAUUGUAAACGGAUACACUUCCCACGAUCUCUACGAAUUGGAUAUUUCUCGAUUUUUGGGAUUACACAACAAUAUUAGAUUUUUACGAGAAAGAGUAAAAGAAACUCCUGGUAUGCAUCACGGAUUAAUUUAUCCCUUUCACGAGUACAAGACUGGACGUAAUUUAAGAAUGUCUCCAAUUUAUCCCAUGCUAAGAGAAGCGGGAGCUGUUUUCGGUCAAGUCAUGGGUUACGAACGGCCGACUCAUUUUGAAUCUAGUCACGAAAGUGAUCGUUUACCGGAUGGAUCCAAAGUUUACAAAAUAGCAGAAAACAGAACUUUCGGAAAACCAAAUUGGUUUGAUUUCGUUGCCGAUGAAUACAAUGCUUGCAGAGAGUCGAUAGGAUUCAGUGAUUAUUCGUCAUUCACUAAAUUAGAAAUGUGGUCCAAAGGCAGAGAGGUGGUUGAUUUGCUUCAGUUUUUAUGUUCAAAUGAUGUCGACGUGCAAAUUGGAAGCAUUAUUCAUACGGGUAUGCAAAAUGUACAUGGGGGAUACGAAAACGAUUGCAGUUUAAUAAGAAUGGCUGAAAAUCAUUUUUUUCUAAUAGCUCCGACGAUACAACAAACGCGAUGCAAAGUUUGGAUCAAUCGUUUUAUUCCAAAGGAUGGAUCCGUUCACUUGUCAGAUGUAACUUCAAUGUAUACGGCCAUAUGCGUUAUGGGACCAUUUACGAAAUCUUUACUACGUGAAUUAACUGAUGCCGAUCUCUCAUCUAAGGCUUUCCCUUUUUUUACUUUUAAGGAAAUUGAUAUUGGAUCGGCAAACGGGAUUCGAGCGCUUAAUAUCACUCACACGGGCGAAUUAGGAUUUGUCUUGUACAUUCCCAACGAAUUCGCUUUACACGUUUACCAACAUUUAGUCGAUGCGGGACAAAAAUAUGGAAUAAAGCAUGCCGGUUACUAUGCAAUGAGAUCUUUGAGAAUCGAAAAGUUUUUUGCUUUUUGGGGUCAGGAUUUAGAUACUUCUACAACUCCCCUUGAAUGUGGGAGAACUUGGAGAGUAAAAUUUGAUAAAGGAGUCGAUUUCAUUGGGCGUGAUGCAUUGUUAAGGCAAAGGGAAAAUGGCGUAAAAAGAAUGUACGUACAACUAAUACUUACUGAUCACGAUCAUGAAAAAGAUUUAUGGUCUUGGGGCGGAGAACCCAUUUACAGAAAUGGCAAAUACGUUGGAGCUACUACAACCACUGGCUAUGGAUACACAUUUAAAAAACAAGUUUGCUUGGGUUUUGUUAAAAAUUUAAAUGAAUUUCAAGAACCACAGAAAAUCACAAGCGAAUGGGUUUUAUCUGGAAAUUAUGAAGUCGAUAUAGCAGGGAUUCGGUACCGUGCAAAACUAAAUUUAUAUUCACCAAAUUUGCCUUCUAAAUAUCCUGACAAGGAGCGCCAAGCUUACCGUGCCACUAGAGACAAAAUGAUCACAGAACCUAUUUUGUCAUCUGUCGUAGAAUAUGUUUAA